AUGAGCGCCGCGGGCCCCGGCCCCGACCCCGGCCCGCAGGAGGGGGGACCCGGGCACGGCCCCGGGCACGGCCCCGGCACGGCCCCGCCGGGCAGCCCGCAGGAGGAGUUCGACUUCUCCAUCCUCUUCGACUACGACUACCUGAAGCCGAUGGAAGAAGAACCGACUCCACAUAAAACCAACAGCCCACCCUCUGGAGUUACAUACGCUCAUGAUGUCUUGGACUGUGGCCUCAAGCCAUGCCCCCUGCCUUUUUCUAGCCUUUCUGCAGAUCCCAUGGGCAGAUAUGGACAGCCAGAUAGCAUAGGGCCACCACCUACACACCCUGCCAACGCUGCAGGGGCCUCUGCUCCGAGCCCUAGGAUUGAAAUAACUCCAUAUCAUGAACUGAUUCACUCGGGGGGUCCCUUCCGCAGCAGAGACACAGAUGUUCUGUUGGUAGAACAUCAGUCAAACUCAGCCACCACUAGCCCGAGGGUUACCCUGCCUGUCCCUGGCUUUGAGGGCUACAGAGAACCACUGUGUCUGAGCCCAGCUAGUAGCGGCUCCUCUGCAAGUUUCAUUUCAGAGACAAAUGUAUCUCCUUGCACAUCACCAUGUGUUUCACCAAAUAAUGGUCCUAGUGAUGACCUUUGUCCACAGUUUCAAAACAUCCAUACUCAUUAUUCUCCUAGAACCUCUCCAAUAAUGUCACCACGAACAAGCAUCACGGAGGAAGCCUGCUUGGGACGCCACUCACCAUCACCCUGUCCCAACUCAAGGUCUUCGUCACCAGGUGCAAAACGGAGGUACUCUUGCACCGAGCUGUACAGCGCUCAGCUGCCUCCCGCCUCUCCUCGGCACUCACGGACCCCCUCUCCACAGCCCUCUCCUCGCAUCCCCCUGGGAGAAGACGCCUCUGCAGUUACUUACACGCAGUUGGCCAGCGCUUCCCUUUCCAUGGAUGCUAUGAGCAGCCUUCCUACGGAUCCUUCCUGUGGUGUCCCCACGAAAAUUUGGAAAACCAGCCCUGAUCCUUCGUCCAUGUCUUCCCACAAAAACAGCAUUCCGUGUCACGUCUUUCAGACUGUUGACUUCCACGGGCCUUGUGAGCAGGAGGACAGGAGAAACUCAGCCCCAGAAUCCAUUCUGUUGGUUCCUCCAUCCUGGACAAAGCAGCUGGUGCCCGCAAUACCAAUCUGCAGCUUGCCCGUGCAGUCCCUGCCGCCGCUGGAGUGGCCCCUGUCCAGCCAGUCGGGCUCCUACGAGCUGCGGAUCGAGGUGCAGCCCAAGCCCCAUCACCGCGCGCACUACGAGACCGAGGGCAGCCGUGGGGCUGUCAAGGCCCCCACUGGUGGCCACCCCGUGGUCCAGCUGCACGGGUACAUGGAGAACAAACCCCUUGGCCUGCAGAUCUUCAUUGGCACGGCGGAUGAGCGCAUCCUGAAGCCCCACGCCUUCUACCAGGUCCAUCGCAUCACGGGCAAAACCGUCACCACCACCAGCUACGAGAAGAUCAUUGGCAACACCAAAGUGUUAGAGAUCCCCCUGGAACCCAAAAACAACAUGAAAGCAACCAUCGACUGCGCGGGGAUCCUGAAGCUGCGCAACGCGGACAUCGAGCUGCGCAAGGGCGAGACCGACAUCGGCCGCAAGAACACGCGUGUGCGCCUCGUGUUCCGCGUGCACAUCCCCGAGCCCAGCGGCAGGAUCGUGUCCCUGCAGGCGGCCUCCAACCCCAUCGAGUGCUCCCAAAGGUCUGCUCAUGAGCUUCCAAUGGUUGAAAGACAAGACAUUGACAGCUGCCUGGUUUAUGGAGGACAGCAGAUGAUUCUCACUGGACAGAACUUCACAGCAGAGUCCAAGGUGGUGUUCACAGAAAAAACAUCAGAUGGGCAGCAGAUCUGGGAAAUGGAGGCAACGGUGGACAAGGAUAAGAGCCAGCCUAGCAUGCUGUUUGUGGAGGUACCCGAGUACAGGAACAAGCACAUCCGCACAGCCGUGAAGGUGAAUUUCUACGUCAUCAAUGGCAAAAGAAAAAGAAGCCAACCCCAGCAUUUCACCUAUCACCCAGUACCAUCAAUCAAAACAGAGCCCAUUGAUGACUAUGAUCCAGCCCUAAUCUGCAGUCCAGUGCACAGUGCUCUGGGGACAGUAACACAGCCUUACUAUUCACAGCACACGCUGGCCACCGAGUCCCCUUCCUGCCUCGUGGCCACCAUGGCUCCUUGCCAGCAGCUGCGCUCAGGCCUCUCCUCUCCCGACUCACGCUACCACCAGCAGAACCCAGCUGUCAUUUACCAAAGGAGCAAGAGCCUGAGCCCCAGCCAGCUGGGCUACCAGCAGCCCAACCUGAUGGCCACACCAGUUGCCAUUGCAGAUGCCCACCGGUCCGUGCUGGUGCACGCGGGGUCUCCAGCCCAAGCUGGAGCCGUGCUGCAGCACUCCCCAGGCCACCAGCAGUCCUCUCCUGUCAUCCACUACUCUCCAACCAACCAGCAGCUGAGGUGUGGCAGCCACCAGGAGUUCCAGCACAUCAUGUGCUGUGAAAAUUUCACAUCCAACGUGUCGAGAUCCAGCCAGCCCCAGGCCAGCCAGGCUCAGAGGCUCAGCCCCAGCUCGUACCCCACCGUGAUCCAGCAGCAGGCGGCCCCCGGCCAGCGGGCAGCCAAGAACGGGCCACCAGGGAGCGAGCAGAAGGAGGUGCUGCCGGCAGGAGUGACCAUCAAGCAGGAGCAGAACCUGGACCAGGCGUACCUGGAUGAUGAGCUGAUAGAUACACACCUUAGCUGGAUACAAAACAUUAUAUGAAAAAGAAUGACUGUGAUCUUUGAUCCAAGCAAUCAAAAAGAAAGUUAACGAAAUUAUCAGGAAGGAAUUUUCUGGACUCCCUGCCAGAAGUCAGACAUAGAAGAAGAGAUUUGUGAGACAACUUUUACCGAAUCCUUCCAUAAGUGACCUCUUAGAUCCUUCCAGUGCCCCUGCAACCUCUGGCUUCCUUUGCAGUUCAUCUCCAGGCAGAGACUCAGCGCAAGGAACAAUGAAUUGGCACCAAGUGACAGCCUUGGCUGAGCAACUCGCCACCUCUGUCUGUAAACACCACGAAGGACACCCUUCCUUUCAUCCAGAGAUCACAUUGUUCUCCUGGAACAGAGCAUCUGUCUGAGGAAACACUCCAGCCUGCUGCAAACCCUCUGUCUGUGCGUCCAUCCAUCGGGACCAUCACCCGUCCCCCGAGCAGGGCUCAGAGCCCAGGGUGGACACGGGGGUGGGAAAAGGGGAACACAGAGUGAUAUAUUCCAUGGAGGAGUACCACCACCCUGCAGGUCACUAGCAGUGACUGGCCCUCCAGGUAUCCAAACCCUCCUGAGAAAUGAAUUGUUGUAGGGAACUGAGGCAGCCCAAGCUCAGCCUGCAUCCAGUCUGGGAUCAAAAGCCAGUUUGCUCUGAGCACUGUGAUUGGUAUUUCAAACAGGAGAUGUCAGCUGAAUCCAAGAGUUUUCUUCGUUUUUCCCAUCAGGCUGGAUAGGAAUUUGAAGGAGAGGGAUUCUCACAACCAACCAGUGAAAAGAGCAAAUCAGCAGUUGCAAUGCCUGUCCCAAAGUAAAAUAAACCCAGGUAAAACAGAGAUUAAUAUAUAGGAGUCACAGUAAAUCCAAAGAUUUUAUGAUUGAUCCUUAUUAGUAUUUAGGCAGUGUAUGAACACAUCUUCGAUAUUCUCUAACAAAUUGUUGCUGUUUCUUUUCAUGUAGAACCUGCUCUUGGCUCAUAACUUGUCUCAUUUAGAAGCUGGAACAUUUACUCACCCAAGCUGCAGGGGAAAAUAAGUGCAUCUUACAGAAGCCAUACAUUCCAGAGAAAAUAUACACUUAUUUAUAUUCACCUGGCCUCUUUAGCUUUGCAAAGCUACCAGCAAUUCCUGGAAAGGUUAAAUUUCCAUGGGAGGUAAUAUUUUGUUAGGUUUUGCUUCGUGUGUUCGAAUAUCCUGUCCUGACUCCUGCUUAGCACAUUCCAGGUAACCACUGCCACCUGCAGCUACAAGUUAGAAUAUUUAGGGGAGUCAGGGCCUCCUCAGUGGGAUAAAAAGGCUUCCUGAGUGGGUAAUCAGUGUACAGAACAAGAUAACCAUAAUGUUUUAGGAAUUAUAUAGUAGUCUUUCCUGGUUCUAUAAAUAAGGAAUGCUGAUAUUUCCAGGAAUGCAGAGCCUGAGCUCUGCUGUAGAAAGCAAAGUGAAACUAAUCCAGUUUUCAGUUGUGUCACAGUACAUUUUGUAGAAUACCAGCAUGUCCACUGCUCACAGCAGGAAUUAGAGGAUGGGAACACAGCAGAGCAAAAUUGGUUCCCUGAUGUCUCAAGAUUUUGCACAGUCCCUGCAGAGCACCUGCUUGGUCCAACAAAAGUCUCUUCAGGACUAUCAGGAAGAAUGUCUUUUCUGCCACUAAAAACUGGUGCUUAAACUCUGCAAGGUCCUGGGGUUUAGAGUGGGAGACAGAAGCAUUAGGUUCUUCAGAACGCCUGACCUGGGGCUCAGCUCAAAUUUGGCUCUUGAACAGAAAUCUGAAUUGCACAAGAGCAACUCUGAACUCCAGAUUCAGCCCAGCUCAGAUCCAGAAGCAGAGCAGAGCCCUGCACGUCCCAGCCUGGCAUUAAUGGCACACCCUGGCUUCUGCUUCUGCUUUGUGAGCUUCAAAUCUUCCACCCCAAAAUGAGCUCCCUGUACCCCAACCCCCAGAACUCCCGGGGUGCCCCGGUGCCCUCCCCAGUGCCCUGCAGAGUCCAAGCCUCAGCCCGGACCUGAAGAGCUGAAAAUGGCUUUUUUUAAUUGCUGAGUUUCACAGAAACCAAACGGAGGCCCAGUCUUGCAGAAGAGGGGAAUUCCUGUGAGGCAGCACUCAGUAGGGCUCAGACUGGCUCACAUGCCUCAGAAAGCUAUUUGGGAUUGUUAGAAGCCGUCAGUGAGCCAGAAUCUGACACAUAUUAAGGGGUUUUUUAGUGCAGUCGGAUGAAUUGGACAAUUUUGACAUAUUCUAAAGGCCAAAAGUUGCCUGUCAGAAGUUCUCUGCUAUAGCUGAGUAAAAGAACAGACCAAAUGCAUCUCCGAGUUUCACACUUGGAUGUUUCCAAUGUUUUCCAUGAUCCAACCUGUAAAGUAUAGGAGAAAUUUAAAAAACAACCCAAAACCCCAUCCACAGAGAAAAAAAAAAAUCCUCAGAUUACUGGCAGAACCUUCUCUCUUGCUGAAUUUUAAAUAGAAGCUCAGAGAAGCCCCAGGAAGGGCUUUUCAGAUCUGUGAUGUGCUGCUGCUGCUGCUCUGGUGAUUGCAGCAACUGCUCAUCCAUUUAGGAGAAUUAUUGUCUGAAUAUUUAUUUAUAGAUAAUAUCAGUUUAGAAAAGAGGGGGGAAGUAAAAUCUAGUGCUGGAUCUGAGCUAAGAAAAAGGUCAUUGUUUAAGUUCUGCCUUCUAGAUUCUGAAAUGUCCUUUUAAUAAAUUAACCCCCAGAAGGAAGGAAAAAUAAAACCUUGGCUUUGGAGCAAAGGCUGCACAGGAGGGAGCCAGGCAGGCAAAGCCCUGCAGUGCUGCACCCAGGAGAGCUCUGCAACCAAAAUACACGAGAUUUCCACUGUGCUUAUGUGUUCUCCAGGCACUUUGCUAUAGAAGGGGUUGGAUUUAUUUUGGGGAAUUGUUUUUUUUUUUUUUGGUUGGUUUUUUUUGUUGUUGUUUGGUUGGGGUUUUUUUUAAGAGUUUUUUUAUUUUUUGGGGGCUGAUUUUUUUUGUUUGGGGUUCUUUUUAGGGGGAAGGGGUUUUUUAUGUGCUACAGGUGCUCCAGCCAUGCUUGCAUUGACUGUAAUCCUCCCUCACCUCUCAUGCAUAGGUAUUAAUCUGUGUACAAAUACAGUGUACAAUGUAAUUUAUAAAUACACCCACACAGAGAGCGACUGUUUCCAAGGGCUGGUAGUGACAGGAUAAGUUGGGAAUGGCUUCAAACUGACAGAGAGUAGCUUUCAAUCAGAAAUUAGGAUAAAGAUCCUCCCUGGGAGGGUGGGGAGGCGCUGGGCUGGAAUUCCCAGACCCCUGGCAGUGCCCAAGGCCAGG
Messenger RNA from Pseudopodoces humilis (Tibetan ground-tit), 6071 nucleotides. It is a transcript of the gene NFATC2, whose product is annotated as nuclear factor of activated T cells 2. Gene Ontology annotation, biological process: cytokine production; calcineurin-NFAT signaling cascade; regulation of transcription by RNA polymerase II. Gene Ontology annotation, cellular component: transcription regulator complex. Gene Ontology annotation, molecular function: DNA-binding transcription factor activity, RNA polymerase II-specific; transcription factor binding; RNA polymerase II cis-regulatory region sequence-specific DNA binding. The record is from RefSeq and is a predicted model, not a curated record. NCBI's taxonomy places the organism in Eukaryota, Metazoa, Chordata, Aves, Passeriformes, Paridae.